This is a messenger RNA of Anopheles marshallii, 795 nucleotides long. RefSeq names its product antigen 5 like allergen Cul n 1-like. Bases 1 to 795 code for a protein of 264 amino acids. The record is from RefSeq and is a predicted model, not a curated record. NCBI's taxonomy places the organism in Eukaryota, Metazoa, Arthropoda, Insecta, Diptera, Culicidae. The transcript has 3 exons.
AUGUUUUAUUCAUUGCUUGCCACCUUUUUUGUGCUGGGUGCCUUGCCAGCUAGUCACCAACUUGCCACGAAUAAGUACUGUGAAGCGGAUUACUGUGAACCGGGGCUGACGAAUGUGGGCUGUAGGCCAGCACUUGUUCAAGGUGGGCCCGCAUGCAGUGGAAAGCAAGCAUCUAAUGUGAACCUAACCCUGCAGGGAGAAACGAUUAUUCUACACGAGCAUAACAAGUUGCGUUCGCUGCUAGCCAGCGGACAGUUGGGAUCGUUUGCUUCUGCCUCCCGUAUGCCACAACUGGUGUGGGAUAUCGAGCUUGCCAACCAGGCAGCACACAAUGUGCGUUCCUGUCUCUUCCACCACGACGAGUGCCGAAAUACGGAGCAAUUCCGGUUCGUGGGACAAAACAUCGCAUAUUAUCGUUAUAGUGGCGCACGUAAGGGCAUCAGGGAGCUGGUGGUGAAGGAAAUUAACCAAUGGUGGAGUGAGCACAAGGCAACGAAACAGCAACAAUUGGAUGAAUUCCCUUCCGAAGAACCGGAACCCCCAAUCGGCCACUUCACGCAGAUGGUUAGUGAUCGUACGUGGAAGGUCGGAUGCUCCGCACAACAGUGGCUCGAAGUGGACGACAAUGUGUUUUACUUCUUGUGCAACUACUCGUUUAGCAACAUGGUUGGCCAGCCGGUGUAUGUGAAGGGUGCGCCAGCCUCUGGAUGCACUACCGGCGACGUUAGACAAUAUCCCGGGUUGUGUUCGAAACACGAACGCAUUUACUCGACACCGACAGCAAUUUCGAAUUGA